Molecule: messenger RNA, 285 nt
Organism: Rotaria sordida
Lineage: Eukaryota; Metazoa; Rotifera; Eurotatoria; Philodinida; Philodinidae
Source: the annotation of a GenBank genome assembly
AUGACAGGAUUUGAAAUACAUUUUGUUCUUGAUGAUUCAACAUCGAUAACACCAAAACUUGAUGCUAUUGAUGUUGUCGUAAACGAAAAUAAAUGUAUAGAAGAUCUUGAUCAAGUGCUUAAACAUAUAAGUAUUGGUGGUACAGUUAUGUCAGCUAAUGAUUUUGUGAACAUAGACGAUGGUGUUCCACCUUAUAACGAAUUGGAUGAUGCAAGUGACAAGAUGUUAACUGUUAAUGUGGUUACUCUUGAAGAUGCAGCUAAUGAUGAAGAUACAACUGAAUAA